CCUUUAACCUGCAGGUCUGUUGUUCAUUCACAGAACGACAGCUAGCAUACAGUAUGGACAAACACCGAUCUCAAUUAUAAAGCUACACGUCUGUUUUAUUUAACGUUAACUAUCUCUACAAAUGCCUUGAACAUGGCUAAGGUUGUUUGGACGACGGCUUUCCUUUUAUACCUCUGGAGUGUUUUCAUACAGUUCAAUAGCAUUUCAGGUCUUGGGAUCAAUGAACUGCUUUAUUUCCGGGUCAUCAGUCCAGAGGAGAUAGGGUACAUCUUCAGUGCAGCACCUGCCAAAGACUUUGGAGGAGAUUUUACGUAUUCAUAUGAUAAGAUUUUCCUGGUGCCAGCAGACCCAGCAGACGGCUGUUCAGACCUGGAGGACAGAGAAAUCAUACAGGGACAAGUAGUCCUGGUGGAGAGAGGAGGUUGCUCCUUUGUGCAAAAGGCCCGACAUGUGGAGGAAGCAGGAGGCAAAGCAGUUCUGAUUGCUGAUAAUGCGGUGGACAAUGACAGUCAGUACCUGGACAUGAUCACUGAUGGAAGCACGGCUAAACCCAGCAUACCUGCUCUAUUCCUGCUGGGGCGUGAUGGAAUGAUGAUCAGACGAUCUCUUCAGAGACAUGCAAUGCCGUGGGCUGUCAUUGCCAUUCCUGUCAAUGUUUCCUCUCUGGCCUCGUUUCCACUCAAGCAGCCCCCAUGGACACUGUGGUAGAACAUGACGCACAUUCACAACUUCAUGCCCUCCCUAAACAUUUGGUGCGUAUCCUAUCGGUUGUGAAUCAACUCACAGUUGCACAGGGAAAUAAUUUGGUGGUUGUUAAACAAAACCACACACACACUAGAGGUGAACCUGUUUAAAUGACCGUAUUUAUACAUGAUUAUCUCACACUCAAACACACAGCCAAAGUCAACAACAAGCAGGCCUCACGGCAUGUUGAACUUUACUACACAAUGCAAAACCAGCAAACCAGAAAUGUCACCUUACUGGAAACAUUUAAAAUAAAUUCCUGCUUAUUUGCAUGAACUUAAACUGUGUUAUACAAAAUGUAUCUUUUGCUGCCUCAUAUAAUGUAUUGUCUUUCUGAAGUAAAAAUCUAUUUUCUGUCCUUACAUCCCUGAAGCACUCUGACUACUUGUAUUACUCCUGAUGCAGAAAAGAGCCAUUUGUAUUCAAAUGUUUUACACUAUAUUGUUUUUGGUAAACAAGUGUAUACAAAGUAAAGAUAGAAAACGUGAGUAUAGGACAAAUGAACUUUUGUGAAAAUGAUGACUGUGAUCAGUAUGACUUUUUGCAAUUAUUUAAAAACAAAUGUAAAGAUAUGUUUGUCCCCGAAUAGAUUAAUCUUUAGGCCAGUGUUUUUAACGCCCAACGAAGCACAGUAUUCGUCACUUUGUCUUACUUGGACUACAUUUUCCAUCUUAAAUAGCGUCUCGCUGCAGAGCUCCAGGCCGCCUCUUCCUGUCUUGUGGUCAUGUUUUAGGAUGGAAAAUAAUCGCUCUUCCUUAUCAAUCAAUAACAUUUACAUGCUGCUGUAUUAUAUUUCACUGUAUACUAUUGUAUAGCCCUUAUCAGUAUUAAAGUAGCUUGUGUAAAAUGAGUACAUUGUAUACUUAAACCUCAAAUAUAAUUGUAUUAAGUUAUUAAACCAAUUUACAGUAGUUUUGUGCCGAUAGUUUACAGAUUAAAGAAUUUUAACAUUAAACCCACUGGAUUUACAAUGUAUUAGAGUUGCAACUAUGUUCUUUAUUAUCAGUAAAUAUCAUUGCUACUCUUUCAGUCUUCCUGCUUGUGUUUAGACAAAUUUAAAUGUCUUGUUUAUUUUUGCUGUAGUGUGCUUUAAUUUGCCUUUUUUAAAGAUAGCAUUUUUUUUAGAGGAUAAAUGUUUUCAUUUAGGUUUUAUUUUUCAGUUAUAUAUUUAAAAAAAAAAAGAAAAAUAUUGUAUUUAUUUUAGCUUUUUUUGAUUAGGUAUUUUCAGUUUAAACUCAUAUCAGAGAAGUGUAUUAUGGUCUGUACAUGUGUCUUUCACUUAGCAUUUAAGCUGUAGAAAUGAUCUAUCAUUUAAAAUUGUAUUAUAUCUUUAAGUCUUGUUGAUCAUUUAUGUUUUGUUAAAAAGGGGCAUACAGCAAAUUAUGAAUUUAAAUACAUGGCUUAGAAGAUAUCAAUUAUUAAAGAUUUACAGUUUUG
Molecule: messenger RNA, 2181 nt
Organism: Trematomus bernacchii (emerald rockcod)
Lineage: Eukaryota; Metazoa; Chordata; Actinopteri; Perciformes; Nototheniidae
Product: protease-associated domain-containing protein 1-like
Exons: 5
Coding region: 133-708 (191 amino acids)
Source: RefSeq, a predicted model, not a curated record